Messenger RNA from Porites evermanni, 4480 nucleotides. The record is from the annotation of a GenBank genome assembly. NCBI's taxonomy places the organism in Eukaryota, Metazoa, Cnidaria, Anthozoa, Scleractinia, Poritidae.
CUUUCUUGACUUUCUACAUUAUUUUUUAUAAACAUGGGUCAGAAUCUUAAUGAGGCUCCUCCAGGUUCACGGUAAGAUGGUAGCUCUUUAUAAUACAAUAUGUAAAUUGAAAGGAUUUAUGGAAGUUCUCAUUGAUUUUGCUUGCUUCGAAUUGCAGGCUUACAAGAAUUGAGGCCGCAAGAAAAAUUGAGCAGUUUUGGUGCUCCUAUCGUGAUAAGCAAAUGUUCAAGCUGCUUAAAUACGCAAUAUGCGCAGCGGUAGGUUUUGGACUAAGAGAAAUGAUUUUUGAAGGCCUUAUACCAUUUGCCAAUGUGUGUAGUAGUUGAAGGUAAAGUGGCUGGUGUUGCACUACUGUAGCUAAGCUUGAAUGUUGUUUUUUUAUAGGAACAUUCUCUUACUUAUGAAGUGCUACGCAAAGUUUCCCCUCUUGAAGCAGAUCUAUUGAAAGAUCCUGUAGUUCAGGCUAGGGUAAGAUUCAGGUAAGUUUACUUGAAAGUGUUUUUGUAUGUACCUCCGGUAUGGGUUCACAAUAAUUGUGUUUCUUAAAAUAUUUAACACGCCAUUUUCACAAUUUUAAGGAUUACUUCCCUCCCACUGAACUUUCAUUGAGCAUUUGUCCCCUUUUGUUUGUGGUUUCCUUCCUUCCUCCCUCACCUCAUUUUUUAAUUUUUUCUGUUAUGGUAAAAGGAGACACUCCUGUUAUCAGGGUGUUCAUUAGGCACUGGAGAUCAGAGAAUUAUCCGUUUACCAUGCAGAAAUCUGCGGCUAACGUUCGGAAGCCUAUGACUAUUUUACAUUCAGACGUGGAUGUCAGCCUUUUUCAAAAUAUUCUCCUGUAAUGUAACACCUUUCUCCAGCUACUAGAAUUCUUUAUGUAAACCCCGUGUUAUAAGCAGUAAUGAGCAUCUUUAAGUAACUUAGGGCCUGUUUACAUGGAGGUGGGGGACCCCAGGUAGGUGAGGCAACCUGCUUAGACACGUGGGGUAACCCACUUGUCCAUACAAUCUCUCAGUUUAAUUUGAUCACGUUUGCAUGAUAGUUGGAGUGACCUGCCACAAGUUACCUCACCUAUCUGGGGUCCCCCACUUCCAUGUAAACAGGCCAUUAAUGUGUAUUAGCAUUGAUGCCUCUAUGUAUUGAUGAAAGACUGGACACUAGCAAAAGUACUGUAGGUGUUGUAAUUUUUUAGAUAAGUUCUGAUUGAUGGGAAGAACAAACUGUUAUAUUAUUUCCUUUUGUACAGAUUUGGAGGAGCAGAAUUCCCACCUAUCAUCAUGUUUAAGAUUUUUAUUCAUAGUGGUGGGCAAGGUGUUAAAUAUUACUGUGGUAAAAAAGCCAUCAAACCUGCAUCUGAGGUAUGUGAUGCUCUACACUGUAGUUUACCAACAAAAUACAGUUCAACCUCCAUUUAAGAAGCCACCCUCUAUUUAGUGGCCAGUUAUUAAAGUCCCAAAAUAAUUGUACAAAAGGUUGAGGACUUGAAUCUCUAUUAUUAAAGUGGCUACUGUCAUCUUUUAGCCACCCCAAGGAGAGUUUACCCAUUGUUCUCACCUCUAUUAAGCGACCAUCAACCUGUUGAUACACUGAUCUCCUCUUAGUCUGGCUUCAUUUCAAGAAUAUGAUGAAGGGAAAAACAGUCAGAAACAGAAGGUGGCAACUGAUCUUGCACGAGUGAUGCUGCUCUUGUCAGAUGUUUGUUUCAAAAUAAAGUAAUGUUUCUGCUCAAGAUUAUGCUAAUUUAUGAUGAACCUCCUUUGAGCGGGCAACCUCCAUUGAGCAGCCACUUUCUGGUACCCAGGGGUGCAGUAGCCGCUUAAUGGAGGUUCCGCUGUAAUCUUUAUGACCUAUGGCCCUUUUAUGUAUAGAUAGUGCAUACUGUAAUAGAUAUCAGAUAGAAAACAUAAUCAAAUUGGUUAUUAUAUUUCUUACAUACCUUCCCUUCUGUGGGUUAAUUUUAUCCUUUAAGUUUUCAUUCUCCUUUGUUUUGAAGUUCCGGUCUUAUAAUAGUGAAGCAAAGAAAUAUUCAAAAAUUUAUUGUGGUUUGAAAUAAGGUUAAAUAUUUUGACUUUUAAAUAGGCAGCAACUGACUCACUCAAACUCAUGGGAAAUAGGAAGUUUUAUGAUCAAAUAAUCGCUGACGUGUGCCAACAUGAAAAGGACAGGAUUACAGAUGAAAUUGAUGUGACAACAAUGAAGGACUACAUGCAGGUAUAUUGGAGGGCGUAAUGUGAUCAGAAAGAAUGAAUACAGUAAUGCAAGAACUUCACAGUAAAAUGAUGCAAUUGUAUAACAUCAACAUAGUUAUGUGCACCAUGUUAGAAAACAACAUUAAAUUUUUAUCGAUGUCUAAGUAGGAUUCAUUAUUCCUUUAAUUUGUUGUGAUAUUAUUACCCUGCUCUGCAGGGUUUUAACUAUAUUUUAAGUAGAUGGGAGCCUAAGGAUAAGUAGAAAGUUGCUUUGAGAGUUUUCCCAUUUUACAUGUUUUAAUAAAUGUAACAUUUAAUCAGUGGACUUUUGUUGACAUUUACGUUUCUUCUCAUUUAAGUACUUGAGCCAUUUGGAUGAGUGUCCUGCAGAAACAGGUGGAAAAUCUAACACAUGGAGAAGGCUGACACUUGAUGGUGUGUAUUUAAGUUUGGGUUCCUUCUGUAGGUGCUGAGGCACAGAUUACGUACAACAAAUGAAACAAUACAACUAAACAGUAAAACCCCCAGGAGAACUGAGACUAUUGUUUGGUUCCUUUGUUAAUCUGCAGAAAGACCCUAACUUUGAGAUAGGAUUUGUACCCACUGAUCACCACAUAAAAUGCCUUUGCUAAUCCAAGAAGUUUGGAGAAUGUAUUUCACAGAAUGACCCAGUGAAUGAUCAACAGACUGACUUGUAGCUUACUAUGGGUCUCUCCAUACUGUAGGUUGGUAGGAACACCUGACUAGUGUCUGCAGUUUUUUUCUUGAUCUCCCAAAAUAUAAGUUUAUAUUUAAAUAACUGGCCAUAAAUUCCUUUUUAUUAUUGUUAUUUUAUAGCUAUUCCACGGCAGAGCAUAGUACGUGAUAUCUUUGGAUUCGUUGAGUGUGGUGUUACGACUUCCCGACUAGCAGAGGAAUGUCCAGAUCUGUUGUCACUCAGACCUGCGACACAGGAAAUACAAGUUGCUAGCAUCAAAGCUAUACCUAUAUACAGGUAGGAGGAACUAUGAGUCCUUAAGUACGUUUUGAUCUCAUCUCAAUGGUGUGAUAAAAAAAUACCUGAAGGGUGGCUGGGGGGAGCACCUUGUUCAGAGGGUCCCCCCCCUACUGAGUGGAGGAAGUGAGGCGGGGGUACCAUCAUUAUUUUAUAAGGUAUAUACUAGGUAUGUGCUGCUGUGAAUGGUAGUGGUUUUUACGAAGUUUAGUCCAGGAAAAGGAAAUGGAAAUCAGAGUGUUUUGUUCCAGAAUGUUUAUGAUUUCUGGGGCCAGAUUCAUAUUCGGUGUAUACCUGACUCAUGUUAACCAUUGCAAAAUACUUUUUACAAUAUGAUAUUUAAUGUGAAGAAGGUUAAUAACAAAAUUAGUUAGGUUGGUAUAGAGGAACUUGUGUUGUCUUGUUUAAAAUGAAGGUCGAAGGGUUUAUUAAAACAGUACACCCUACUUUACUUGUGGCUUGAGUCACAUCAAAUAUUUAAAUUAUUGAGACACUGAUUUUAUUGUUAUUCACUUGUUAAUAGGAAGAAGCCUCCAAUAGACUACAACAAUCCAUCUCCCAUCAGGAGGUCGCGGCAAGCUAAAGCAAGAGUUGCUAAAAUGAGAAAAAUGUAUGGAAUGGAUUCACCUAAACUGGUGAGUUGGAAUUAGCUGAAAAUACGCUCUAAUAUUUUUGAUAGUUCAUUAUGAAGGCCUACAUGAAAGAUUUAACGUAAAUACUUAAUAAUAGACCUUUUAUGGCCCCUUAGUGUUAUUGAGAGGUCAAUUGUUGAAUUUUAGGUGCCAUCUCAAAAACCAAGUCCUAAAGGGACCAAACUGUGUAGAAAAAGUUGUUACAGUAGCAUGGGGGUCUAGGAGGGUGGUUUUGUGCUUACAUGCAGUUCCAUGUGCUCUCCACUUUAUGUGGUACAAACUGUUGCUGAAAAAAACUUGGUGAUGUCAGUCAAACCUCCACUAAAUAGCCACUUCCCUACAAUGGCCGCUAUUUUUUUAUACCAGUGGACCUCCCUACAAGGGCCACCUCUUUGUAACGGCCACUUUCUUCUUUCUUGUGUCCCCAAGGUGGUGGUUGUGGAGAGGCUCAACUGUAAUUUGUUAACAAAGGAAACUGUCAGAAUUCCUAAUCUCUGCAUUACUGUCAAAUUUUCCUGUAGAAUGAAAUGGAGGAAGGCAUGUCGCCAACAAUUCAACCAUCAGCAGAGAAUAUUUUUGAAGAUGAAGACUGGGAAGACCAAGCUGAUAAACUGUAUGAGUGGACACAGAAUUUAUCACUUGAUGACUUAGGAGUCACAUCACCCUAA